GAGUUUGAAAUGCAGGAAGAAGAAAGUGUUUGAGGGAUGCGAAAGAUUGUGAGUGUGUUUGGUCGCGAGGCGUUGAUUUAAUUAGAGAUUAAUGUCUUUGUCUGAGGUGGGAUACCUGAUUCCGGUGAAUCAAAGUUUAGAGGAAGAAGGUUUAGUUCCGAAGUUAGCUAUCACAGACGGCGCAAACGUUAUUGGGCGGAACAACAUUCCUGUUUCGGACAAGAGGCUUAGCCGGAAGCACCUCACCUUAACCGCUUCUCGCGAUGGCUCCGCUAAUUUGCUCGUCGAGGGGCCGAACCCAAUCGUUGUUAAUUCCGGGAAUAAGAGAAGGAAGCUAAAUCAUAAAGAAGAAGCUACCAUUUGUAACGGUGACGUAAUCGAGCUCAUUCCCGGUCACCAUCUAUUUAAAUAUCAGGUGUUGGGGGGUGACGUAAACUCUUCGAGUGGUAGAAGCAAUGAACCUCAAUCAUCUUUCAGAAAUAAAGCUUUAGGCAGGACUUCACGGGAUAAAGUUGAAACAUGCAGCCAGAAACAAGGUAGGGAUGCAGAAACAAGGAAGUUUGUGCAUUCAAAGUCUGGUGAAGACAGUAGUGUGGAGGCCAUUCGUAAUUUCCAUGUCCCUAAUGACCAAAUACCUUCCACUUUUCGACUUUUGCGCGUGCAAGGGUUACCACCGUGGGCGAAUACUUCUUGUGUUUCUAUAGGUGAUGUCAUUCAGGGGGAUAUUCUAGUUGCUAUUCUAUCAAACUACAUGGUAGACAUUGACUGGUUGAUUCCCGCUUGUCCUGCACUUUCAAAAGUUCCCCAUGUGCUAGUCAUUCACGGAGAAAGUGAUGGCAGGGUGGAGUGCAUAAAGAGAAGCAAACCUGCAAAGUGGAUUCUGCACAAACCAGCAUUGCCAAUUUCAUUUGGGACACACCAUUCAAAGGCCAUGCUGCUUAUAUAUCCUCAAGGAGUGAGAGUCAUUGUGCAUACAGCGAACUUAAUUUAUGUAGAUUGGAACAACAAAAGCCAAGGGUUGUGGAUGCAAGAUUUUCCAUGGAAAGAUCAAAAUAGUCCAAGCAAUGGAUCUGGAUUUGAGAAUGACCUGGUUGAAUAUCUCAGUAUACUGAAGUGGCCGGAGUUCUCAGUUAAACUUCCAUCGCUUGGAAGCGUCAGUAUAUGUCCAUCUUUCUUCAGGAAGUUUGAUUAUAGUGAUGCAAGGGUUAGAUUAAUCGCAUCUGUACCUGGAUAUCAUUCUGGUAAUAGUUUGAAAAAGUGGGGACAUAUGAAGCUGCGUUCUCUUCUCCAGGAAUGUACUUUUGAUGAAGAGUUUAAGAAAUCUCCACUUGUUUAUCAGUUCUCCUCCCUUGGAUCUUUAGAUGAAAAAUGGAUGAGUGAGCUAGCAUCAUCAAUGUCAGCAGGCCUCUCAAAAGAUAAAACACCCCUUGGUAUGGGGGAGCCCCAAAUAAUAUGGCCUACUGUGGAAGAUGUCAGAUGCUCUUUAGAGGGUUAUGGGGCUGGAAGUGCAAUUCCAAGUCCUCUGAAGAAUGUGGAGAAAGCAUUUUUAAAGAAGUAUUGGGCAAAAUGGAAAGCAGACCAUACUGGUCGCGGCCGUGCUAUGCCUCAUAUAAAGACUUUCGCUCGUUAUAAUAAUCAAAGUCUUGCUUGGUUCUUAUUAACUUCGGCAAAUCUUAGCAAAGCUGCCUGGGGAGCUCUCCAGAAGAAUAGCACUCAGUUGAUGAUUCGUUCGUACGAGCUGGGAGUGCUAUUUUUACCAUCAUCAUUCAAACGACGAGGAUCUGUAUUUUCCUGUACCUGUAAUGUUGCACUAUCUGAGGAUAAGUGCCCAGCCCAAGAAUCUUCUGAAAUGAAGAAAACAAAACUAGUAACCCUUAAUGGGCAGAAAAAGGACAGUAUGCAUUCACCAUCUGAUGUUAUUAUCCCUUUACCUUUGCCUUACGAGCUCCCUCCUCUUCCUUAUUCCUCCCAAGAUGUCCCCUGGUCUUGGGACCGGCAAUAUAAAAAUAAAGAUGUCUAUGGUCAUGUUUGGCCCCGGAUUUGAGCAUAUCAACACCGAUUCCAUUCACAGUGUACAUAUCAUUUCGACUCCUCUCAGUCGUGUUAUGGAUAAUGGCACGAGUGUUUUUGCAACCGAGUUUCCAUGUGCAUGUAGUUUGUCAUACUUUGCACAAAGUUGUCUUAUUUUCAUUCGUGUGUUUUGUUUUCCUGUCAGAAAUAUAUCAAAUAUUGAAUGCUUAUUUUGAUUCUAAGAGAAUUCUUUUUUUUUUUUUGUU
Vigna angularis (adzuki bean) is the source of this 2276-nucleotide messenger RNA. RefSeq names its product tyrosyl-DNA phosphodiesterase 1. Gene Ontology annotation, biological process: single strand break repair; double-strand break repair. Gene Ontology annotation, cellular component: nucleus. Gene Ontology annotation, molecular function: protein binding; double-stranded DNA binding; 3'-tyrosyl-DNA phosphodiesterase activity. The coding region runs from base 92 to 2044 and encodes 650 amino acids. NCBI's taxonomy places the organism in Eukaryota, Viridiplantae, Streptophyta, Magnoliopsida, Fabales, Fabaceae. The record is from RefSeq and is a predicted model, not a curated record. The transcript is spliced from 15 exons.